Stegastes partitus (bicolor damselfish) is the source of this 4659-nucleotide messenger RNA. Its product is annotated as ephrin-B1-like. Gene Ontology annotation, molecular function: ephrin receptor binding. The transcript is spliced from 4 exons. Gene Ontology annotation, biological process: ephrin receptor signaling pathway; axon guidance. The coding region runs from base 1 to 645 and encodes 214 amino acids. Gene Ontology annotation, cellular component: plasma membrane. Lineage: Eukaryota; Metazoa; Chordata; Actinopteri; Pomacentridae. The record is from RefSeq and is a predicted model, not a curated record.
AUGAGAGAUACCGUUGAGAGGAGCCGGCGGUUGAUUGAGGCAACCUCCAACGGCACAGUCGAAGGCCUGGAGAACCGGGAGGGGGGCGUGUGCAAGAGCCGAGCCAUGAAAGUCAUCAUGAAAGUCGGGCAAGUCCCAAACUCUGCGAACCCCGUGGCGCCGGAGACUCCAGAAGACAACGCCAUACCGGAGUCCAGUCCCAGUCCGCCCGACCAGGGUCGGAUUGGACCCGAGAUUCCAGGAAACCCUGACCCCAUGAAUCAAGACCAGUCGGGGUCCUCGGCAAACUCGGACGGCAUCCUGGGCUCCAAAGUGGCCGUGUUCUCCGCCAUCGGGGCCGGCUGCAUCAUCUUCCUCCUGCUCAUCCUCCUCCUCGUCAUCCUGCUCAUCAAGAUGCGCAAGCGUGCCAGGAAAAACGCCCACUCGCAGCCCCGCCCCUCGGCGCUGUCGCUCAGCACCCUGUCCAAUCCCAAGCUGCCGGGCGGCACGGCUGGCACGGAGCCCAGCGACAUCAUCAUUCCGCUGCGGACAGAGAACAACUACUGCCCUCACUAUGAGAAGGUGAGCGGGGACUAUGGCCACCCAGUCUACAUUGUCCAGGAGAUGCCUCCGCAGAGCCCCGCCAACAUCUACUACAAAGUCUGACACGCUUCGCACAAACCGGCGGCGGCACGGUCAGGAGAGAGAGAGAGAGAGAGAGAGAGGAAAAACGGAAAAGAAGAGGAGCGCUUGAUUUAUGUUCUUGGGAAGGACACUUCCUUUUUGCAUCUUGGGGGACUUGAUGCCUCUUUCGAGCCCGUGUUAUUUCUACCACCUGCUGCACAAAUCUGGAGAAACACACGCACUGACCAGUGACCAGCGGGGUUAUGAGCUGACUGACGAGAGAGGUUUAUUCUGUUUGUUUGGGUUGUCUGACAAUCCCCACCCUUCCUCCUUACCUCCCCCCACACCCUCCUCCUCCUCACCCCACCUCCUAGUUUCCUCCACCACCCCCCCGCUGUGCUCUGACGGUGGGAGGCGGAGCUCGAGCAAACCAACAGAUGGAACUUCGAGCUUCGUGGUUCGCUGUCCCUUUUUUUUUUUUUUUUUAAAAGAACGGACAGGAUAUAACUUAUCUCAGUUCCCUGAAGUACAGUCUGUGCUACACCCAAUUAAACACCACCAUCCUAGCACACUAGCCAGGAACAGGCAGACGCAGGCCCGAACGCCACUCAGCCUGCAGUUUGUGUGCCGGGUGACAAAAAGAGAAAAAAAAAGAAGAAAAAAAUCAGUGUGUGUGUGCGUGCGCGUCCGUGUGUGUGUUGGUCGGGGGCUCCGAGCUGGGCCGGGAAACUCUCCAGAUAGCUCAGGUAUCAGACACAGUGUGUGAAAAUAAUGUGUUCCUCUCCCUUCGCACCUCUGAUGUUUGCCUUACUUACUAUUUUUGAUGGAGGAUUUCCUUGAACCCUGAUUCAGUUCACAAAGCAGUUGUAUUUUGUUAGACUUUUCCUACAAGUGCACAAUGUAUAGAGUUGAAAUAGAUCAUCAUUAUCGCUCCAUCGUCUCACCACCCAUGUCAUCCAUCGCUCUUUUUUUUUUUUUUUUUAGUCCUUUAGGUAGUACCUUGACCCGGACUGUUGACGUCGAGGUGUGUAUGUGUGUGUGCGUGUUUGCAGGAAUACUCCCUUCUCCACUGGUCUGAUAUGAGCUUUACCAUUACUCUUGUAUUUAUGACCUACUUGUGUGUGUGUGUGUGUGUUUCAGGGUGUGUCCCCUGUGAGUGUGUCUGGGCAUGUCCAGACCAAUUUUUAUUUUUUUUUUAUCAAGGAAGACUUAUUGGCUUAAGGCUAGAACACUACAUUACUGUAUUGCAAGCUUCAAAAAAACAAGACAGACAGACUGAUACCCCGACAGACAGACGAGAUCAAGAUCUUACAAAACCCUCUCAGUGCUCCAGUUGGCACCCGCUGAAGGUUUUAUUGUGUCUGAUGAGCUUUCAGGGUGAUGGUUUUAAAGACAGCAGGCAGGUUGAUAUUUGUUUGUUCGAGCUUCUAGUGUUACAGUGUAAGCAUCAAACGGUGAGUUCGGUGCCUGCCGCCUGGGCGAGGUGGGCGUAGGUUGGGCGCUUGGCACCGAUUGGCUGGCCUACAUAGGUAGGAUGCCCUAUAUAUAAGUUGGAUUCCGAGCUACGGGCUGAACAUUGGGAUACAGUAUCGUCGGAUGCCAAUUGGCUGCCAUCUGUAGAUGAGUCAGUGGAGUGCACAGUCAGUGGCGUCGCCAGCGUGUGACUAAUCUAUGUGCCAUCUCCAUGCCCACACUCACCAGCCGGGGAGAAGAGUGAGUGAGAGCGGCGGAUAAAGGAGAAAAUGUUCCUGUGACUUGGCUUUAACCUGAGAGGAAGAUGGCGGUGGGGAUGGAGGGUGACGGGUGAGGCAGUUAAAAGGGGGGGGAGGUAGAGGUAGUUUAGCAUUCAUUUCCCCCCCCACCACCCCACCCCUCAUCCUCUCACCAGUUGUGCUGUGAAUAAAAAUGCUGUGCAGAAUAUUCCACAGUCAAGGUGUUCAGACACUGCAGCCCAGCUAUCACACAGCCCAGGGCGGCGACACAGGAUUUACUGCAGCUGGCUGUGUGUGCACGCCGAAGCUCGCUUUUUAGGUUAAGGGUGUGUAGGGGGGGGGAGGCGACGACGGCGGCGUAUGUACAUGUAGGUGCUUAUAAGUGCUUAUUUGUGCUUAUAUGUGCAGUUUUUUCUCCCCCUUCUUCCCACCCUCUCUCCCCCCUCUCUCUCUCUCUCUCCUGUAUGUCUGUGCGGCCGAAACAGACUGGGACUGGAACUUGGUGCUCCAAACAGUGUGGCUGCCAAAGUACAGAGCGCCGCAGUCCCGGCUAAUGAUGUGUGAGAGGAGAGGGGAGCAGAUAAGGACAGCCAUUCCUCAGCACGCUAGACUCGAGCUGACGUUUGACGCACAUGUGCACACACACACACACACACAUACACACACACACAUACAUACACCGAGACUGACGGGUCCAGGUUUUUAUCUCCGGGGCUACGCUGACGGUUGAUGUUUACUCACCGGCAGAGGCGCCUAUCAUCCGCCGCCACAUACUAUUGCCAUCCACGGACAGACACUUGCUGAGUUAAAAGGCAGCCCAGCUUGAAGACUCUGGGAGGGACUCCAAUGGCUUUUGCGUGUCGUUAACCUCGGAGUUAACAACCUAAACAGCUGCUUGUGCUUUUGUGGUCCUGUGUUUUAACUCAGCAUGCAGCCCUCAGUGGCCCUCUGUGAAACACAUCUAGAUCAAAUAUUUUCGUUUCGGAUCGCCGCGCAUCCAUUCACCUACACCAGCCUAGGGAGUCAUUACCAGAUUACCACAAACCCAUGUCUCAUUUUCAUUCAUUCUAGUGACCACUUCUUAAUGUUAUUCAAAAUUUGGGGAGGAAGAAGAAGAAGAAGAAGAAGAAAAAAAGAAAAAAUUAAAAGGAGAUAACAGAGAAAUGUAAAUAUAUGGAUAGAGCCCAAUUUUAAGAUGUAAUUUCACCUGAACACUGCUCAUUAAAGAAAAAUUUAAGAUUAGAUUUUUGUAAUGGAGGAUGUUUGUAAAUAGCUGUCUUUUUAAAUUGUGUUUUGUAUGAAAUCCUUGCAUUUUUUUUUUUUUCUGUCUCUGCAAUAUGUUUUUAUUUUCUUUUUUUUUUUCCUUUAGAGUUAACUGAAUAUUGCAACGGUCACAUGAGCUGUCUUUUCUCGCAGCAUCCAGUAUUGUCAGAAAAAAAAAAAAACGUCUUUGUUACCACACGUGUUUUAAAAAAAUAAUAAAUAACUGGGGUUCUGAGUUAUUUUUUUGUGCUCUUUUUUUUUUUUUUAUUACAUUGCCAUUCAACAGGAGUUGCUCAGAAACUGUUCAGGACUGAAGCUUUGUCACAGAGUGGCUUUGAAAUGGAUAGGUCGCUGAAACUAUGAAUGAUAAGGCCCCCCCCUUCCUCGUUCCCCUGUUGGAGACAGCACUUAACUCUGCGUAUGAAGACUGUGUUAUUCCACUGCCUUUGAGUUACCUACACCUUCCACUCCAUUAUGAGAUGUAACAAAAACAUUUUUGGUCCACCAAGAUGAAUCUUUUCUCAGUUUUAAUAAGUCUAUCGGGCCAGGCGGAGAAAGAGAAAGAGAGAGAGAGAGAGAAGUGGGGAGAUGAAAAAGAAACGAAGCCAUGUAUGAGAGUGUGACCGUACCGCGCUCACCAAUAAAUCAUCUGGUUUACACCACUCAUUAUCUCCCAGGCGGUCCUUUGUUUUAAAGAUGCUCUCUCCUUCUCUUUCCCCUCCCUCCGCCCCUCUCCUUUGUCAUCCCUCCCUUCCUAAUUUAGCACAAGGAUGUUGGUCGCUCAUGCUACGAGCUUCACCGUAGGUUGAUUUCUGCUAUUUGUUUCGAAGCCACAGUAUUAUUUUUCAAUGUGCAUGUGUAAGCGAAAAAAAAAAAAAAAAAACCUGUUGAAUUUGUUUCCCUUUUGUUUGAAUCACAACUGUCAAGUUUUGUAAUUUUAUUUUUUUCGCCAUUCACUUUUUCUUUUUCUUUUUUUUUGCCGCUUCUCAGCGUAACCUGUUGGCACCAGCUACAAUGGAAAUAACGUUCCACCAGUUUGGAAACUACCGCAUAUUGAUAAAUAAAAUUUUUUCCCAUGGAA